AUGCCCCGCAGUAGCUUCUCACAUACCCCCCUCCUGAGAGUCUCGAGGCCCGUCUCAGCCUGUUCAAGAUGUCGAGCUGCCAAAGUCAAGUGCGAUGGCAAGCUGCCCGCUUGUACGGCCUGUGAAAAGGCUGGUCGUGAGAAUGCCUGUUCGGCGGCAAACGACCAGUUUGCGCGAGGCAAGGAGCGGAGCUAUGUCGCCGCUCUGGAGCUUCGCAUCGAGAAGCUGGAAAGACGCAUAGCAUACGCAAAGUCCCGCAAGGCUUCUGUGGCUCUACAUGAUUCCGACUCGCUGGCCACGGCCCAAGUUGACAGGCGAGACUCUCUCGCCUCAAUCCGGGCAGCUAUUCACCGAAAGGCCGCUAGGACUCGUGAGAACUCAGAUGUUAACUCCUUGAUAUCUGACUUUGGUUUCUUAUCAGUCAAUGCAACGACUCGGGACUUCGAGCCGUCCAUUAUCAACAUGACCUUUGCGCGACUAGUCCUGGCCGCAGCAACCAAGGAUCCUAUCCCGGGCAUGCCUGAAUCCCCAUUGCCGCAGAAGUCAUAUGCUACUGAAAUCUUUCAUCACUUUAUGAAGAACAUAUAUCCGCUCUUUCCAUGCUUUUCAGAAACAGCUGCCCUGAACAUCCUGAAUGACAUCUACCACCAGCAGAGUGAGCGUGUCAUCAGCGCAUCCGAUCAUUGGCUGCUGUACAUGAUACUCGCAAUUGGAUCAACUAUGCAGAGCCAAAAAGUCAACGAUGACUACUACAAUCUCGGUGUCAGCUUUGUUUCCAGAGCGUUGGACUACGCCGACAUCGCCUUGGCCCCUGGAUACGCCACCCAGAUUCAAUCGCUCCUCCUCCUUACCCAGUACGCCAUUUUGGAUCCAAACCAUUUUGACAGCUGGCUUCUCAUAGGCUUCACAGCACGUGCUGCUAUUGAUCUUGGGUUCCACCAAGAUCCCCCCAUGUCUACAGUCGUCGAUCGUGCCGCCUUGGAUAUGCGUCGGAAGAUCUUUUAUUGCACAUAUGCACUUGACCGAUCCAUCAGUAUGGUUCACGCUCGGACAUUCUCAUUCACCGACGAUGCAGUCCACGUUGCGUUCCCGAAUGCAGCCGAUCUCGAUCGCAAAGGCAAAGAUGGCGAUUCUGGUCCGAUUUCCGGUCCGCAGUCCGUUGACCCUGGAUUGUUACUCUUUCAGCUCAGAAGAGCGCAGUCAUACUGGUACCAAGAACUAUACCAGUCCUAUGCGACCCCUUUGCAAGACCCAGCGUCGUUCGUUUGGCAGAUGUGUCUCGAUAUGCGAGAAUGGGGCGAGUCGCUACCAACCUCUCUCCCCCCUGGAAUCCGACAAAUGUUUGAGCAGGAAUUGAGAUACAGCUAUGUUUACUGCAUUGCCCCUUCUGCCAGGGCUCCAGAAAUCAACGAUUACCAUCGUACUCUGAUAUUCGAGUACUCUCUCGUCUAUCUCCUCACCAUGCAAGAAAUUGCCCAUGCAGGGCUCAACGGCGCAUUCUACACGUACCACGACGCGUUGAAGGUUUACUUUAUGGCGAACCAAUUUCUUGCCGUGCUAAGAGACUCGGAGGACAUGCUACUGUCUGGCGCACACAUACAAAUACCGAUAGCUCGUCCCGGUGCUCCGCCAGCGCCUCCGAUUCCGCGACCCCAAUUACGAAAUGGGAGAGCUGGCGAGGACAACAUUAGCAGGAGUCUGCGCUGCCUCGAGAGCGUCCCUCAGACCUUGGAAGUAUAUGGGCGACGCUGGGAAGACGCAGUCAUGCUAAAGCAGAGCUUUGAGCAGCUAUCAGCGGACACCGUAGAGCGACUGAGGGAACGCAGAAAGAUACAAAACAUGAAAAUGGAGCAGUCUGCCUAUCCUGGAAGCUCUCCAUCAGCUCCUUCACCUCGGGUUCCGGCCAUCACUCGUAGCCCACAGCAGCCACGAGAGAUUCGCUGGGUCGGAGUCGACGUUUCUCAGAUGAUGCACGGCGGCCGCGGUCAUCCGCAAUAG
This is a messenger RNA of Trichoderma breve, 1998 nucleotides long. RefSeq names its product fungal specific transcription factor domain-containing protein. The transcript has 6 exons. Lineage: Eukaryota; Fungi; Ascomycota; Sordariomycetes; Hypocreales; Hypocreaceae. Gene Ontology annotation, biological process: positive regulation of transcription by RNA polymerase II; DNA-templated transcription. The record is from RefSeq and is a predicted model, not a curated record. Bases 1 to 1998 code for a protein of 665 amino acids. Gene Ontology annotation, molecular function: zinc ion binding; DNA-binding transcription factor activity, RNA polymerase II-specific; sequence-specific DNA binding.